Molecule: messenger RNA, 2216 nt
Organism: Pistacia vera
Lineage: Eukaryota; Viridiplantae; Streptophyta; Magnoliopsida; Sapindales; Anacardiaceae
Product: RNA polymerase sigma factor sigC-like
Exons: 6
Coding region: 169-1764 (531 amino acids)
Biological process (GO): regulation of DNA-templated transcription; DNA-templated transcription initiation
Molecular function (GO): DNA-binding transcription factor activity
Source: RefSeq, a predicted model, not a curated record
GUGACGCAAAAAGGUGAAAAUUUGUUUAGAGAUGAAGAACCGGUGGUGGAGAUGUGACAACACUAACAUGUGCAAUUGUGUGCACUUGGUUUAAGCGGCUAGCCUAAGACUAAGCGAGGGGCAAGUGUAUGUGGAUUUAAUGGACUCUGUUUCUCUGGUUCAAGGUGGAUGGGUUUCAGACUGAAUCUCAAGUGGGUUUCCCCCUUUCAGUCUAAUUGUUUCACAACUUCCUCUUGCAGGCUCUCUUCUGCCUCUGUUCGAGGCAGGGAGGGUAGCUUGAACUCAGUAAGGUUGUCUUUCCUGUCUAUAAUUUCUGAGGAGGCUUCUAGCUAUUCUCAUGAUCCUGCAAAAGCGUAUGCUCGUUCAUCUGCUGGUCCACAGACCUUAGAAAAUGAUUACUCAGAAACAGAUAAAAUUUCGCAGAAAUCUGCGUCACAAAGAGGCCAAAAUAUGUGCAGCACAUCGGAUUAUGGUUUACUAAUGGAAAAUCUUUAUGUUUUAGAGUCAACAUUUGCUGAUUCGGAUGUGUUGAGGUUGGAAAGAGAGAUUCUGCAACAAUUAGGAAGACUUGGAGCUCUUAAAUUAUUCAAUACUUGUCUAUCUAGGACACCAAAAACCUCAAGUAUUUUUAAUUUGUCUGAUGUUCCUGCUGAGCAGACAAUGAAUGGCACAGUGGAGAAUCACAAGGGGAAGAUAAUUAUUCACUCUAAAAGGAAGGAAAAGAGAAAAUCAAGGACAGAAAGAGUAUCAGAAAAGUCUAGUAAAACUUCUUCAGUGUCAUUGCCUUCAAAAGCCACCUGUGGAAAUUUAGAGCAGCGCACUGUUUCUUUCACGAAAAGAAAAUCAAACUCUAGAAGCAGAAGAUCAAUGAUUGCUAGAAAUGAGGCAGAGAUGUCAAAGGGGGUUAAGGUGGUUGCAAACUUGGAAAGAAUCAGAACAACUUUGGAAGAAGAAGCAGGGCAAGUUCUUAGUUUGAGUUGCUGGGCUGAAGCAGCUGGAGUUAGUGAGAAGGUGCUGCGGCAGUAUCUGUGUUUCGGUUGGUAUUGCAGAGAUGAGCUGCUUCAGAGUACGCGCUCCUUAGUGUUAUACCUUGCAAGAAAUUACAGGGGUCUAGGAAUACCAUUAGCAGACUUAGUUCAGGCCGGAAAUUUUGGUGUUCUACAAGGUGCGGAGAGGUUUGACCAUACAAGGGGAUACAGAUUCUCAACCUAUGUUCAGUACUGGAUAAGGAAAUCAAUUUCAAGGAUGGUGGCACAGCAUGCGAGGGGAAUCAAAAUUCCUUACACGCUAAGCAGGUCAAUAAAUAAAAUACAGAAAGCUCGAAAAGCUUUGAACAGCAGCCAUGGAAAAUAUCCAGAAGACAUUGAGAUUGCCAAGUUCACAGGUCUUUCUUUGGCUGAAAUCAGAUCAGCUAGCGAAUGCCUGCGAGUUGUGGGGUCAAUUGAUCAGAAAAUAGGGGAUUGGCUGAAUGCAAAAUAUUUGGAAUUUAUGCCUGAUUUGUCUAUAAACGGUCCUGAAGAAAUUGUGACAAGGCAACACAUGAAGAAAGACAUUUAUAAUCUUUUAAAGAAUUUAGAUUCAAGGGAGAGACAAGUAUUGAUGCUAAGAUAUGGGCUUAAGGAUCAUCGCCCUAGGUCGCUUGAGGAGAUUGGGAAGCUUUUCCACGUGAGCAAAGAGUGGAUAAGGAGAAUAGAGAAGAAAGCCAUGACAAAAUUAUCGGAUGAAGAAACCUGCAGAAAUUUAAGCCAUUAUUUGGAUUUGUAGUUACCAUUGAACUCGAGAAGCUCCCAUGUUCUUCUUUCCCCAAAAAGAAAAAGGAAUUGAGCUUGGGAAAAGUGGUUAAUCUGAAGCAGGCCGGAAAGCUUUUCACCAGAGUGCCAACAGAUUUAUCACCUUGAACAUGCAAAUUAGUGAGAUAUGGCGCUUCCGUCAGAGGCAUUAUUCCACAAAGAGAGUUGAUGUGAGUUUUGUAUAUUUUUGACCUAAUAAUUGAUCUACCACAUCAACUCUACAAUGUAAAAAAAUUUCAAUGAUUCAUACAUAAUACUUUGAUUUUGUUAUUUCAUUCUGGGUGAGGUUAGUAGAGGUCCUAGAGGAUAUACAUGUAUAUUGGCUUUGUCACCAUAAUUGUACAAUUCUUUUGUUGAGGUUAGACGAACUUCAGACAUUAUUAUCUAGUGUGUUGUAUGCUAUAAAUCUACAAUUCAUUCGGAUUA